Poecilia reticulata (guppy) is the source of this 513-nucleotide messenger RNA. RefSeq names its product cytochrome c oxidase subunit 7B (gene cox7b). NCBI's taxonomy places the organism in Eukaryota, Metazoa, Chordata, Actinopteri, Cyprinodontiformes, Poeciliidae. The record is from RefSeq and is a predicted model, not a curated record. Gene Ontology annotation, biological process: mitochondrial electron transport, cytochrome c to oxygen.
UUCCGGUAGAUCUGCCUCAGACGGCCAUAUUGGACUUUUUCAAGGGUAUCUGAAGACGCUAAGCCAGACGACAUGUACCGGUUUGCGAAGACUGUAGCUAUCCUCGGAGGCCGAACCGGGCGGCAGCUGAGGCAUGGAUCCACCGCGCCUCAGGACUUCCACUCCAAGUACGGCAUGGGAGUUCUGGUCAGUGGCUCCGUCUUCUGCACCGCCGUCUGGGCGUAUGUUCUGACCCAGACGGGAAUCGUGUGGAACCUGUCUCCAGUCAAGAGGAUGACGCCCAAACCAUGGAGAGACGCAGAGUGAGGAGCAGCGAGCGUCUGGAUGGACAAACAUGAUCUGUGUUCACAUGGAAAUUUCUCUUUAUCCAACAAACUAUUUUGUUCAAAUAAAUUGAUUCCACUUCUCUGCUGUUUGAAGGUUGUUUCCAGGACAGAACAGAAAUCUUCCUGCUUAUAUCAGCGACUUACAGAAUAUUUUCAACGUUCAGGAAUAAAAAUCUGUUAAAGAAUA